Molecule: messenger RNA, 3033 nt
Organism: Lampris incognitus (smalleye Pacific opah)
Lineage: Eukaryota; Metazoa; Chordata; Actinopteri; Lampriformes; Lampridae
Gene: marchf7
Product: membrane-associated ring finger (C3HC4) 7
Exons: 11
Coding region: 49-2385 (778 amino acids)
Molecular function (GO): zinc ion binding
Source: RefSeq, a predicted model, not a curated record
AUUUUUGCUAGCAAAACCAGCUGAUGCAUUGAGGCUAGCCAGUCAGUGAUGGAUUCCAGGUCUGGCAGGCCUCCUUUCUCUAUGUCCAGCUCCAGGUCCUCCUAUACUUCAACUUCAUCCUACACCUCUUCCUCUCUGGGUGCCAGUAGACUCUAUGGUAGGGAGAGGGUGCUGAGCAGUGACUUCUUCCCCAGGGCUUCAACGGUCAAAUCAGAAGCGGACUACCAGAGUUAUCCUUACCGUAGCUCACCAAGAGAAGAUGCCAGUUCAGACAGCCGCUCCUCUAGCUGGAGACUCCCCUCUCCUCUGACAACCUCCUCUAGAUCUUAUGAUCGUCCCUGGGCUGACUCCCCUUUAAGUGGUAGGAGCAAACUGAACGAUUCCGAGAGGAGAUUGGGCACAUACUCUGGUUUGAAUGCCACUGAUGAUGGAGAUUCUAAAAGGGCCAAGCUGUCAUUUGGCAACAGAGGGGCUUAUUCAAAGACGCCCUCAACCACAGUUAAUGGAUCAUCUUAUUCUGGCAGCAGGCUAAGUGGUGGCACAGGCGUAGGGGAGAAGCGGACUGACACCUGGUUAGAUUCAUCAUGGAGAUCAUGCCGUUUAUUAUCCCGGUCAUCCUCUUCCACUGCUGGCUCUUUAGAGCCAGAGUCACUGUUGUCCAGGAGGAAGCUGGAGACGAGGCACGAACCCAGUCCUUCUGGUCAGGGAGAGAGCAGGAUUAGGAGCCCUGGAUUGGCUUCUGCAUUGUAUCAGCCAGGAAGGUUAACCUCCACCUAUGCACAGGGAGCUCGGCCCAAAGACACCCUCUACUCCUCCUUUUCCUCUGCUCCCUCUUCUUCAAGGGAGAGCUCAGUCAAUGGUCUUGUCUCUUCUGCCUCCACCACCUCUCACUAUCAGUCCUCUCAAUCUGCCCGUGAACUCGGCAUCAGAACCACAACAGCCCAUUCCCGUACCGUCUCCUCCCAGGAAAGCCCCAAGUCCACCUCGGCCAUCUCUUCCUCCUCCUCCCGUUUUGUCUCUCCCAUGCCCAGACAGGAUACCAACCGCCUUCCCCCUCAAGCUGUCUCUGAACAGCCUUUGCUGAGGCAGAUACCCGAAGAGCCAGAGGGUCGUCGCUCGACUCGCCGCCUUCUAUCCCGCCUCUUCUCCCGUCGGUCUAGCCAUGACUCCUCUAGUGGGUCAUCCAGCGUGCAGCAGUCUUCCAUUGGCUCGACCUUUGAGAGUCAGCCAGCAACCGGAGAAGCUGCGAACAAUGAGGAAGGGGCCAGGAUUUCCAGUGUGGAGCCUGACACCAGAGGCUCUGAGGCAGUUCAGGGCCUUGCCCAUCUUGGGCCUCACAGAGGUGAACUCCCCAUUUUAGAAGAUGGCCAAGGCGAGAGUCAACCUAGUGCCCUGAUUCAGCCUAGCCAAGAUUCUAGGCGGCUGCUCAGUAGUAAUAGUAACAGUAGGAGUGCUGGAAGGAGCAGCUCAAAUUGGCUUUCCUCCUCUCUUCGCAACCGCUACACUCCCUUCUUUUCCCGCCAUGUUAGAGAUGAGAGCAGCCCCCCAGCUACGGGUUUGAUAGAUGGUUGUCUCCGGCAUCUCAGGAGACAGGAUGACCCUAACUACAAGGCAUCUGAUGAUAGUGAGGACGAAGAUGACGAGGUACUUGAGAGUGUGGAAGUCCCUGGUCCUUCUGGUCCUGGUAUCAUCCGGGUACAACCGAUGCAACCCAACGCAACUGAGAUUGGAAUCGCAGUUUUGCCAACCCCGAGAGGCAGAUUAUAUGAAGACAUAGUUGCUGUGGACUCAGAGAUUCCAGAGGAGAAGAAGCCUGUUCCAUCUAGGGACCCUGAAAGGCUGUGCAAGAUUCAAGAGAGCCUGCUACUGGAGGAUUCUGAUGAGGAGGAAGGGGACUUGUGCCGUAUCUGCCAGAUGGGGGAGGAGUCUGCAUCCAACCCUCUGAUUGAACCGUGCCGCUGCACUGGUAGUCUGCAGUAUGUUCAUCAGGAAUGCAUCAAGAAGUGGCUCCAUUCCAAAAUCAGCUCAGGCACAAGUCUCGAGUCCAUCACAAAAUGUGAACUCUGCAAGGAGAAACUCCAUCUGAACAUAGACAACUUUGAUGUUAAUGAGUUGUACAGGACACACAUGCAGUCAGAUUAUGAGUUCAUCAGCAGUGGUCUCUACCUGGUGGUGCUGUUGCAUCUGUGUGAGCAGAGGUUCUCGGAUGUCCUUGGAGCUGCCAAUGAAGCGGGGUUUUUCAACCUGGCGAGAACUCUUCAUGAACACAUGGACAAUCUUGAAAGUUCUCGUGAGGAAGGGGCUACGGAGGAAGGCGGGCGGGACAACAGGCCAUCUAUCGACUUCUCUGACCUGGAGGAAGACGCUGAGGAGGAUUGGUCAUGAGAGAACAGGGGGAUGAGGGCAAACACAAGGGAGACUGAAAAUGGGAGGCAACUCCGUGCUGUGUGAUACGCAUAUGCUUUACUCAUGCAGUCUGUGUGCAACGGUGUUUGUGGUGCUGGGCCUUUGAGUGAGCUUGAGGGAAAAUUUUGAAAACAAAAUGCCAAGUGCACAGGACCGUAACGGGUCCUGUGGUAGAGGGUAGUCGUAGAUAUGCAGGGUCUGAUGUGAGCUGGCGAGGAAAUAUUUUGGUUUCCGCCAUUAUCUCCACUUUUCUUUGCGUGCACUUUAAUUCUUAGAUGGCUUAUGAAAUGCAAAUCAUUUGGCUUGAUAAACCUUGAAUGCUUCGUUUACUGGGCUAAGAAGUGUCAACUAUGUAACUAUGUAAGCAGUUCAACUGAAUUAGACUAGAGGGUGAAAAGUUAAGUUACUCGUAGUUCAGCUGUGACGAGAGAUCGAUGUUUUUUUUUCUUCCUUGUGACCUCCUAGAGGAUGUUCUAAACUAUGGAUGGAAUAUGAAACCUCACAGCUAAAUCGGCAGUUUGUUUUCUCCAUUGUCUUUGGUUUUUGCUGUUGAACAUCUCCUGUGUGUUUUCGUGAAUACAUUUUCCAAUAAAGGUUUGACUCAAUGCAGUGUGGACUCAUGAGAGG